AUGACACGCCUUUUCGAUCUGUAUGCGCAAGAUGAGACUGAUCUUCUCUGUGAUAAUAUCGUUGAGACGAACAGCUACUGGAUACAUUGGCCCCGAACAUCAUCGGACAUUUUUCCGAAAGCCUACUGGACAGGUACGUUCAGUCCACUUGUCCGGUGGUCACAACGUCUCAUUGGUUAUCAUCGUCGUUACAUGCAAUUGAUUCAUGACAAGCGGUUGAAGUUUCAAUUCGAUAUCGAUUAUCGUUUUCAAGAAUUUAUCUUUGCCACCAUCGCCAAAAUCGAAAAUUUGACUAUUGCAGUGUACAGUCAACAGUACAGUUUUAUUGAGAUCGAACUGGGUGCUAUGACCGAUGAAGAAAUUGUCGAGUUGGUCGGACAAGGCAAACACAUUAUACAUCCGGUUAAGCAUGCAAGCAUUCUAACCGAGCGUCAGCCUCGCGAAUUAGCUCAAAUGAUGAAGAUGAUGGCUCCAAAAACUAAUGCGGCAGCGAUGAUAUUAGUUUCUACAGCUGAUACAGAUAUCUUUUUAGGUUCAACAGAAGAAAUGGAUGAAGCUGAACAUAUUCGAACUCUACUUCACUCUUAA
Molecule: messenger RNA, 588 nt
Organism: Didymodactylos carnosus
Lineage: Eukaryota; Metazoa; Rotifera; Eurotatoria; Philodinida; Philodinidae
Source: the annotation of a GenBank genome assembly